AUGGAGGUUUCGUCUUUCCAGGUGAUGACGCCACCUAUUGCCCCAAUAGUGGGAGCUUUGGGUGGAUGCAUGGGAUGCAUGGUAUUUGUCGAAAAGAUCGCCAGAAAAGAGCCGUCAUCGAUGAAUCUUAUGACGUUCUCCACAUUUCUGUUUAUCGCUUGCCAAGGAUUAAUAUUCACAUCCAAAUUUCUCACAGUUCGCAAUAAAAUUCCGCUCAGGGGUUAUACUAUAACGGUAAUCAUGUUCUUCAUAGUGAAUGUCGUCAAUAAUCAGGCACUCAAUUUUCAUGUUCCUGUACCACUACAUAUUAUUUUUCGAUCGGGUUCUCUUCUUGCCAACCUUCUUCUUUCUGUAGUUUUACUGAAGAAAAAUUACACGUUGAAAAAGUAUCUGUCAGUACUCGCCAUCACAAUGGGCAUCGUCAUCUGCACCCUCGCAACAAGUGAUUUGGAAAAGGAAUCAGGAUUGACCUUCGAAGAAGCGGCAAAGCACUAUCGAGAGUGGAGUAUCGGGAUUGCGAUGCUGAUCUUCGCAUUGCUGGCCUCUGCCUAUUUAGCCAUCUGUCAGCAACGAAUAUAUGAAAAUUAUGGAAAGCAUCCUGAGGAGGCAAUGUUUGUUAUAAGCCCUCCGCUUGAACUUGCCGGUGCCACGAUUCCUGUGCCAUCCUUAUGGGUGGAUCUGUUGCUGAGUUGUAUUUUACACACUGAAGUACGUAAUUCCGCAAUACUAAGUUGGUGCCAAAUCAUGACAUUCAGGUACUACUGUAUCAGAUUCGUUUAUCGACUAAACGCAGAGGUUGAAGCGCUCACGGUUACACUGGUGGUGACCUUAAGGAAAUUCCUGUCUCUAGUCGUCUCCAUCUGGUGGUUUCAAAAUCCAUUCACAUGUCAGUUUUAG
Angiostrongylus costaricensis is the source of this 897-nucleotide messenger RNA. The record is from the annotation of a GenBank genome assembly. Lineage: Eukaryota; Metazoa; Nematoda; Chromadorea; Rhabditida; Metastrongylidae.